This is a messenger RNA of Arabidopsis lyrata subsp. lyrata, 1032 nucleotides long. Its product is annotated as putative F-box/LRR-repeat protein 9. Bases 140 to 868 code for a protein of 242 amino acids. The record is from RefSeq and is a predicted model, not a curated record. The transcript has 2 exons. Gene Ontology annotation, molecular function: protein binding. NCBI's taxonomy places the organism in Eukaryota, Viridiplantae, Streptophyta, Magnoliopsida, Brassicales, Brassicaceae.
CAAUUUUUUUUUAGGAUUCAACAUAAACUCUUAAUUUUGAAAUUGUCAUAAUUUAUAACUAAAAAAUGUUUAAGAGUCCUUUAAAGAACUCUACCAUUGGGCUUGCUCUUAGGACUUAUACAUCAAUAGGAUCCUUGGAAUGGCUUCGUCGUCUUCUUCCCCUUUGCCUCCGGCGAUGAAAAACGGAGAGUCUACAAACUGGACAGAGCUACCGCCGGAACUGACGUCAUCGAUCCUGCACCGUCUCGGUGCGAUUGAGAUACUUCUAAACGCUCAGAGAGUAUGCAGAUCGUGGCGACGCAUCUGUAAAGACCCAUCGAUGUGGCGUAAAAUCGACAUAAAAAUCCCGAAAAAAUUCGAAGACUUGUUUCAUGAUCUCGAGGCCGUGUGCCGUCGCGCCGUUGAUCUCAGUAAGGGAGGCUUGAUUGAGAUCAACAUUGAGCACUUGGUGAACACUUCUCUCCUCAAUUACAUCGCCGACAGAUCAAGUAAUCUGAGACGGCUUGGAGUUGUUGACUGUGGUCCAGUAGUUAGCAGUGGAGUUGUCGAAGCAGUCAUGAAGCUCCCAUUACUUGAAGAACUUGAGAUUACAUACAAGUCAUCAAUCAGAGGACAAGUUUUAAAAGUUGUAGGCCAGUCUUGUCCAAAUCUGAGGACGUUAAAGCUAAACUGUAUUGGUAAUUUUAAGUGUUGUGAUAAGGUUGCUCUAGCUAUUGGUGAAACAAUGCCCGGUCUUCGCCACCUCCAGCUUUACAGGAACGGAUUAUCGGACACGGGCUUGAACGCCAUUCUUGAAGGUUGUCCUCACCUGGAAAACCUCGAUUUACACAAGUGUUUAAACAUUAACCUUGUUGGUUUGAGAGGAUAACCCCGAAUGACUUACCUCGCUUCAUGAGAGGUACUGGCAGAUCCAAUUCGUUUGUUUGUAAUUCUCAUUUAGAUUAUUGUAUUUUACCGAUUCAUACAAUUCACUUUGGAAUCUCCGUGAACCUUAGUGGGCAUUCUAUCAUAUAUCAGAACCUUUAAAGCCAA